This is a messenger RNA of Pomacea canaliculata, 5560 nucleotides long. RefSeq lists its product as uncharacterized. The transcript has 15 exons. The coding region runs from base 157 to 2814 and encodes 885 amino acids. The record is from RefSeq and is a predicted model, not a curated record. NCBI's taxonomy places the organism in Eukaryota, Metazoa, Mollusca, Gastropoda, Architaenioglossa, Ampullariidae.
UGGAGGUAAAAGACUUGAUUUAAAAAAACCAAAUCGAUAUAUAAGUAUCAAACCAAUGGCAACGAGACUAGCUAAAUGGUGUCUGUCUUGUUGAUAAUCUAUCGAUGAUUUGUUAUUUGAAGUGCUUUUUGCGUUUCAUCGGCACAUUUUGGGAAGAUGGACAAAGACAGUCUUGUGUCUAAUGCCAAUCUGGCAUGGACAGAACCUUCGCACCCUUUGGCUAGUCUCUCUGGACCUAUCAAGCAGGAUGAGGCAAGCAGAGAUGGUGUUGUUGAAGAGGACAUUGUGGUGGAUGCAAGCAGUAAAACUGUGGAAGUAGUUGCCACGACAACUGCAGAGAACACAGAGCAGGUGGUGGUGCAGCGAAUAUAUGCACAAGCAGAGGUCAUAGCAGAGCGUACUGUUGGACUAGCAGCACAGGGAGAACUUUGGCCUUCCACUGAAGAUGAUAUUGAUGUGGUGUCUCUGGAUGGAGCUGCUAGUGCCACCCCUCAACAGCCAGAAACAGGUGUAGGGGCUGUACCAAUGUCCAUGAGCGAACGCUUUCGGGACUACAUGGAGCAGCUGUCUUCACUGUCGCCAAGCGUCUCGUCCACCCAAGCAACAUGGGGAUCCGAUGUUUCAGAUGAAGAUGCUGCUGAACGUCAGCGAGAAGGACGGUGGGGAGUUCGGUCCUCCCAUAAUCAGUGCAUUUCGCACAAACCAGCUGGUGAAGCGUCAAAAGAGGAUGAAUUUGUGGACUGUGAUGAGGUCAUGGAAGACCCAGAACCUGAUUCCACUGUGGACUCUACCUUGCCUUCUGCCUCGGCUGCCUUGUAUGACUCACUGGACCCCUACUCACUUUUUAAUCUGCCUUACCCUGUCUCAUUAUCUCGCUAUAGAAGUUCAGAUAACAAGCGUAAGACUUAUGGGUUCUGCAGUCAAAAGGAGAACACUGCUGUCUCUGGAAGUACCAGCAGCAGCAUCAGAAGCAGUGGCCAGUCACAGGUAAGCUCACUGUCUGGGCGAGGGGCAGCUGGAAUUGUGGAAACAAUGAACCGAUUAUUGGAUGCUCCAGAUGUGGAUGUGCUGCAAGUGCCAUCAGAUUUUGCUCGACCUUCAGACCUCUCCUUGGCAUCCACAUCACAUGGAGAAACUUCAUGCCGGAGUGAUGCUCGCUCUCGCAUGUUGCCCCCAACUCCUCCAGCCACAUGGACAUCUGGGGAAGGUGGUGGGGAUGGUGUGAUGCCAAUGGAAGCAGAACACUCCAGUCUGUCACAGCAUACCUGUCUUUUAUUACCUGGUCCAUGUAAGAAAAAGUGCACAGAUGACCGGCUUCAUUUUUCAGUGGAGGGCACUGCAUCUGCAAGCAUUCCAUCACCAGUUCUAAGCAGCGUGUUUCUAUCAGAUGCCUCUGAUGACAGUGAUGUGGAGGUUGUGAAGAUAGAAACCAGAAAAGGCAAACGAAGAGAAUCAACAGGAAGGGCAACUGUGGUUGUAGACCUCACAGAAUCAGACGAUGAUCACCAGUCAAGCAGAGAGUCAGGGGGUCCUGAUGCUGCUGUCCAUACUCCUGGGCCGUCUGCUGCAGCCAGCUGCGUGGCCUCUCCUUUAUUGCACCCCUCCCUGUCACCUCCUCCCCUUGCGGCUUCUUCUAGCAUCAACACCACCCCUGGGAGUGCACGCAGGCCUUUGCCUGCCCAUCAGCCACCGCCACUGCAGCGGAGGCCUCCACCAGCUCACACACCUCUGCGAACCUACAGGCCUAGCACUUGUCGUCUGCACAGGCCUUGCGCUGGUGAUACAUGCAAGUAUCUCACACGGGGUAGAUGUAUGGAGGGUGGAUACUGUGCUUACCAUGGUGAGCAUCAAACACUUCAGUGCCGUCUGCAUCAGGAAGUGCCACAUCCUCACCUACAUCACCCACAUCCAGUGCCUCACACUCAGUUGCCCAGUCAGCCGUUGCCACCUCCUCCACUUCACCCUAUCACCAUCAACUGCCCACACACAGCCCACAUGCACCAUUCAGUGCAGCCUCCACGGGCCCACAUCCAUCACCACCACUACCACCCAGCUCCUUUCACUUUGCCCCACCCAAUGUCCCUCACUGUCCCCACCCGUCUCUUACCUCAGCACCAGGCUCAUCAGGCGCCACCUGACAUUGGCCAGCAUGAUGCCUUUUCUUUCAAUCCUGCUGACCCGCUGUCCACCCUUCCCAUGAUCCCCCCACCUGUUGAGGCACACGGUGCAGUUUCACGGCCCCGUCCAUUCUCCGCACAGCUGGCUGGCAUAUCACAUGACACCAGUCAGACCUCACAGAGUCAAGUGCCUCCUCAGCAGACACCACAUCAUCACAUGCAUCAUCACAUGCAUCAUUACCACCUCAACCCAACCCCCAUCAACAACUGUUGGCCGUCUUACCGCAUGCCACCAAUGCCAGAGCUGCCUCCCUUUCCAGCCUUUCCUCCAUUACCUCGUCUCCAGCGUGUGCAGGUUGGCCUUGGCGGUAUGGUGUUUCAUGGCCACACAUUGGAGUUUAGUUAUGAAGGACAUGCCAGUGUCAACUGUGGAGCAUCACAGGCUGUGAUUGAACAGAACACUUUGCCUCAUACAUAUAGAAAGGUAAAAAGAUGUGUGGAGGGGGAGGAGGAUCAUAGAGAGAAGUGUACAAUUUGCCUGAGUGAGUUUGAGGAGGGGGAGGAUGUCAGGCGAUUACCAUGCAUGCACCUGUUUCACAUAGAGUGUGUGGACCAGUGGCUAGCCACCAACAAGAAAUGUCCCAUCUGUCGUGUUGAUAUCCAAGCCAACAGUAAGGACUCCAUGAUACAUGACUGAUCUACUCAACCAACAGGCCUUGGGUCACAACUUACCUUCACUGCCCGGUUCCAUCCACCUCCUCUGGUGUUGGUGCAGGCGUGGCAAAGUGCUCUUUUUCUGUAGUAGUGUGGGUUUGGCCUCUCUACCUCAUGAAUGUACUGAGUUCCAAUAUAGCUGACAGUUCUUUUGGUCAUGUUGGUGGAGUUUUUCCCCCUUUGCCUCUAUUUUAUUUUAUUAUUGUGUUGGAGGGAAGGGGCGAUAUGAACUUGAAAUUAAUGUUUAGAGCUUUUACAAAAUUGUGAUUAAUAAAAUAUCUUUGGAUCCAUAGGUAUCCAGUCUGGGUAAACCUGGUUGUCUUCAAGACAAAGCCAACAUUUGAUGUUGGGAAUUGUGCAGGAUUUAAAAAGCUUGCCAAAAAUUUAGACCAGUAUAAGAUGGUCUGAUGGAAUAUAUGUAUGCAGAAUUUGUGAAAACAAGUGUUUGUAACAAUAUUGCAUAGCAAUAUAGGAAUGGGCAGCAGGGUAUGAAGACUAUGUUCAUGUAAGACAAAUGCAGAUGUAUAUGAAAAUUCAAAUGUAAUGCAUCAGCCAGCAGAGCUGGUGGCUAAUAAGCUGGUAAGAUGAAUUACAAAUGGCAUAGAAAGCUUCAGCAAAAGGGCAUGUGCAAGUUGAAUAGCACUGUGUUAGCUGCAUGUAUUGUGUCUGGCAGAAAGCAGUGCUGCAGAUUAGGAAGACAGGAGCCGCAGGUUGGUGAUUGUAAUAUUUUAAGUGCAUGAUGUACAGCCUAGAAUGUUGGAUGAAAAUUAUCUCACAGCAUAUUUUUAACUGCCGCCAUCAUUGUUAAUUAUAAGCAAAUAUUUAUGAAAGAUGUGCUGGAUCACAUUCAGAGUGGAGCAACUGUGUAAGUGUUUAUUCUUGGGAAGUGGCAGUUCAAGAUUGGCAGUGCAACAUUGUACAUGACAUGAUGUGGAAGUUCACAGUUUUAAUGUAAUAUGUAGGGUAAAUAGAAUUUUGCAGUUCCUUUAAAAUCAAGGGCACUCGGAUUGGGAGGGCCAGAUCUGCAGCGUUCUAAGGUGGAUGGAUUGGCAUGGGUAGACUGCAAUUUCCUUAAGGUACCCAGGGUCUGUGUUUAUGUGACAGUGUUUCUUGUAGGAUACCACAAAAUUGCUUUUCUUUUUAAAUGGGUACCAUGGAAUACCAAGUGCUCAUGUGUACAUGCAUAGACAUCUUGUUAGCAACACAAAUUUUAUUGUCCUUGCAUGCAUUAGAUGCUGAUUUAUUCAGUUGCUUUUAUUUGAUGUGUAAAUUGUCACCUGUGUUGCAUGACGCCUUUAUCGAUUUGACAAAAUGUUGUCUAUAACAUUUACACUAAGUGCUGACAACAUCUUGUUAGUGAACCUUCCAUUGUGUGGAAAUUCCUUGUGGAUAGCCUAAAGUUGCUAGAUUUGUGACAGUUGUUGCCAGCCCAUGUCUUGCGCUGACAAUACAUGGUUACAGUUGUGUGCAUUUUGACAUCCCUGCUUUGAUUGGGCAACAUAGCAACACAGCAUCUACAAUGAAGUUGAGCCACUCAAGCAUGAACUCCACCUACAAAGAAAAUUAUGUAAUUCAUGUUCUUACUCAUGGGCAACACUACUGAAGCUGGUGUUAGGUAAAUCUGACUGUUGAGCAACAACACACACACACCAUCUUAGCACUCAGAGUAGCUUGGGCACAUGCACGUCCUUAUAAAUAUGAGUAGUUUUUUAAACUUGUGGCUGACUGAAUGAAAAGCUUUCUUAAAGAUUUACAGGGCAUUGCUCUAGGCAGGUGCAGGUAUUAUGGUGGGACUAGAGAGGAAGACUGGCUGAGCAUUGUGCUUGUGUUAGAGAGGUGUCUUGCUAAUGAAGUAGGCUGCCACACAACUCUUUGUGCUCCACUUCCUCUGAUGUCGAGAAGUCUAACACUUGGUCAAAAGACUUUGUGGGGUAUUUGACCCAGCUGAAUGUAUUUUUUAAAUCAUGUUAAGCCAUGCAGUUUCCUUUUUCACAAGCCAAUCUGGAUGUCUGCAGAUGUCAUUUUUCUAUCAGGUCCAUGAGUUUAGAUGCUAGUCAGGGAGAGUCCUACACCACCUUUGUAAUCAACAAGGAUGAUGGUAGAAAAUGGUGGUUGCUGUUAGCGUAUAAAUUGUCUAGUUUAGUUACUGUUCUCACUGCAAGGGCUCUCAUGGUACUGGAUUUGUAGUCAAUUUAUUGUUUAUAUAAUUCCCCACCAUCUUCCUUUUUCAAUUUGCUUUCAAUCUGUACUAUGUGCUUCACAAGACACUACCAGACAUGUCACCUUGUCUUGCCUUAGUGCAAUCCUGACACAGACACGUUGCAGUUUUUGAUGACACUUGAUUCGAUCGAGCGGUUGAAUUCCACAGUUGAUGCUGUUUUCUAAUACACACGUUUUCCUGGAUUUCACCCGACCAGCUCUAUAACUACUAUAAUAGCAGAUAAAUUUUUGAUUGUACAGCUAAAACUGAAAUGUUAAACACUUAAGAUGUUGUUCAGCGGACUGCAUGCUACAACUUUAUUAGGUGCUUUCAUUUGCUUUAUUUAACUCGUGGCUUCUUUUUUGUGUUAAAUGUAAUGUUUUUGUGGAGAAUAGUCUUUUACAGGCACACUAUGUGCAUAAAUAUUCAUAAAGAUGUAUGCUACAAGUUGAACAUCACAUGACAUUGAUUUUAAGAUGUAUACAUGGCGUCAUAUUGUCAGAAUUAUUAAAAUAUUUCCUGUCUGAGA